GGAAAUCUAGUCAUGGCAUUACGGAUGUACAAGAUAAUUAUUUUAUAGCAUCUGGUAGAUAAAGGAAACAGUAUGAGUGCAGCAGUAUUGGUUUUGGCUGUGGCGUUGAUGUGGGCAGUAAAUGCGGAGAAGUCGGUAGACCCUGAUGCACACAUGAGCCACUUCAUCGCAGAUAUCUGGCUGGAAGGAGCCGAUGUCGUCCGAAUCCUGUGGAGAGACUGCUCAAAGAAACUAGUCGACGUGAAAGAUGUAAUCGAUCACAAGGAAUACUUUCCGAAGUUCGUGCGUUGUAUGAAGCGAAAAACCUUGAGGGCGUUGGACCGAUCGCUCAGCACAGACAUAGUGCCCAUUGCUGAAGGGGUCAAUUUAGUGCGGUUUGAGAUGGUGGACCGGACUGGAAAUGUGAUGCCGGACAACUAUACCAGCUCGUGGUCGGAGAAGGAGCUUGAGGAAGGGGAAUGGCGUACCCUCGCGAUGCAGCGGAUGGCGAAGGUACUUCGAACGCAUGUCAUCAAGUUCGACUUCGAAGAUGCGAAGACGCCAGAAAAAGUUGAGUUCCGCGGACGCCGCCGCCAUCAGAUGAUGGUGAUGAUGAUGUUUGGCAUCGUGUCUAUCGGAAUGGUGUUGAUACCUAUGGGUUUUCAGUUCCUCGCCGUUCUCGGCGGGAAAGCUCUCCUACUAGCCAAAAUGGCUCUAAUAUUGGCCUCUAUACAAGGAUUGAAAAAGAUCGGUACAAGUCCGCUGAACUACGGAUUCUACCAUUCUUACCCCCCUUACGAUCAUUACGAGAAGCGAAGCGGAGACAACUGGCCUCCCCCCUCCGUGAUGGCCGGCACGCCCCCGCCGCUCUCGCGCUCGUGGUCCAAUCUCGACACCGACAACAUCAAGACUGACAGAAUACAUUUAGCCACCGUCUAUACUGAAGCUAAUGAUAUUAAAGGGGAAACGCCAAAGUUUAUUCAAAGAGAAUCAGAGUCGAGAGUGUAUCCAGUGUACCCUAGACCAGAUUCGACACCUUCCUUCACUGUUAUAGAUUCGCCGACGCCAUUGAUAGCUGAUUUAACGACGACCCCAGGGGAGGUCCAGGCAGAUUAUGCCUUGGAACUCCCCUACAAUGGAUUUCGCUUUCAAAGUCCCACUCCUGUCGUUUCAUCUUAACAUGUUAACUGGAUACUUUCGUGCACUUUACGAGAUAGUUUAUAGCAUAUUCUCGUAUGUGGCGCAAAUUCUGUUUCCAAGCAGACAAAUUUUAUUUAAAUUCCUUUCGCCUAUAAGAGGUCCGUUAUUGGGAGUUCCUUUGCGUGGUUUA
Cydia amplana is the source of this 1309-nucleotide messenger RNA. RefSeq lists its product as uncharacterized. NCBI's taxonomy places the organism in Eukaryota, Metazoa, Arthropoda, Insecta, Lepidoptera, Tortricidae. Gene Ontology annotation, cellular component: membrane. Bases 73 to 1158 code for a protein of 361 amino acids. The record is from RefSeq and is a predicted model, not a curated record. The transcript is spliced from 5 exons.